This is a messenger RNA of Neomonachus schauinslandi (Hawaiian monk seal), 2912 nucleotides long. It is a transcript of the gene ATP6V1B2, whose product is annotated as ATPase H+ transporting V1 subunit B2. The transcript is spliced from 14 exons. The record is from RefSeq and is a predicted model, not a curated record. Lineage: Eukaryota; Metazoa; Chordata; Mammalia; Carnivora; Phocidae. Gene Ontology annotation, cellular component: proton-transporting V-type ATPase, V1 domain. Gene Ontology annotation, molecular function: proton-transporting ATPase activity, rotational mechanism; ATP binding. Bases 89 to 1624 code for a protein of 511 amino acids. Gene Ontology annotation, biological process: proton transmembrane transport; ATP metabolic process.
GUGGGCGGAGCCGGGAGCACAGGCCACCCCUGCUAUAUCCGCGCCUGCGCGGCGCGGCUACGGGGCCAGUCGGGACGGAGGAGACAAGAUGGCGCUGCGGGCAAUGCGGGGGAUCGUGAACGGGGCCGCACCCGAGCUACCCGUGCCCACCAGUGGGCCUGUGGUGGGAUCUCGGGAGCAAGCGCUGGCAGUUAGCCGGAACUACCUUUCCCAGCCUCGCCUCACAUACAAGACAGUAUCAGGAGUCAAUGGUCCACUAGUGAUCUUAGAUCAUGUUAAGUUUCCCAGAUAUGCUGAGAUUGUCCACUUGACAUUACCAGAUGGCACGAAGAGAAGUGGGCAAGUUCUAGAAGUUAGUGGUUCUAAAGCAGUGGUUCAGGUAUUUGAAGGGACAUCAGGUAUAGAUGCCAAGAAAACGUCCUGUGAGUUUACUGGGGAUAUUCUCCGAACACCAGUGUCCGAGGAUAUGCUUGGUCGGGUCUUCAAUGGAUCAGGAAAACCCAUUGACAGAGGUCCUGUUGUACUGGCUGAAGACUUCCUUGACAUCAUGGGCCAACCAAUCAAUCCUCAGUGUCGAAUCUAUCCAGAGGAGAUGAUUCAAACUGGCAUUUCGGCCAUAGAUGGCAUGAACAGUAUUGCUCGGGGGCAGAAAAUUCCAAUCUUCUCUGCUGCUGGCUUACCACACAAUGAGAUUGCAGCUCAAAUCUGUCGCCAGGCUGGUUUGGUAAAGAAAUCCAAAGAUGUAGUGGACUACAGUGAGGAAAAUUUUGCAAUUGUAUUUGCUGCUAUGGGCGUAAACAUGGAAACUGCCCGGUUCUUCAAAUCUGACUUUGAAGAAAAUGGCUCAAUGGACAAUGUCUGCCUCUUUUUGAACUUAGCUAAUGACCCAACUAUUGAGCGAAUUAUCACUCCUCGCUUGGCUCUAACUACAGCCGAAUUUCUGGCCUAUCAGUGUGAGAAACAUGUAUUGGUUAUCCUAACAGACAUGAGUUCUUAUGCUGAAGCACUUCGAGAGGUUUCAGCAGCCAGGGAAGAGGUUCCUGGUCGACGAGGUUUCCCAGGUUACAUGUAUACAGAUUUAGCCACAAUAUAUGAACGUGCUGGUCGAGUGGAAGGUAGAAAUGGCUCCAUUACUCAAAUCCCUAUUCUCACUAUGCCUAAUGAUGAUAUCACUCACCCCAUCCCUGACUUGACUGGAUAUAUUACAGAGGGGCAGAUCUACGUGGACAGACAGCUGCACAAUAGACAGAUUUACCCACCUAUUAAUGUGCUGCCCUCAUUAUCACGGUUAAUGAAGUCUGCUAUUGGAGAAGGUAUGACCAGAAAGGAUCAUGCCGAUGUAUCUAACCAGCUGUAUGCAUGUUAUGCUAUUGGUAAGGAUGUACAAGCCAUGAAAGCCGUUGUUGGAGAAGAAGCCCUAACCUCAGAUGAUCUUCUUUACUUGGAAUUUCUGCAGAAGUUUGAGAGGAACUUCAUUGCUCAGGGUCCUUAUGAAAACCGCACUGUCUAUGAGACUUUGGACAUUGGCUGGCAACUGCUCCGAAUCUUCCCCAAAGAAAUGCUGAAGAGGAUCCCUCAGAGCACCCUGAGUGAAUUUUACCCUCGAGACUCUGCAAAGCAUUAGCUGCUACUUCAUCGCUGGCUCGAUACACUUGUGAAAUACUGGUUCUGUUUUCUUUAUUCCUUUUGCACUCCCCCAUUCCCCCAUCUUUGUGUUGAAGUUUACCUUGUUACCCUGUAAUUAAAAACAAAGACUAGGUAACAUUGUGCCAGUGUUGCAAUGUUUUAAACUUCUAACAGACUUUAAAAUAUCCCCUGUUGAGAAAACCUGGAUCAUCAGUGCUCUUUUUACAGUAGCUGCAGGGAUGGAGGUGAAGUUUUCCUACAGAUGUAUGUGUUUGUACAUAGUGGUGUAGUUAGUUGCCUAAUAAUGUGUUCAUUAUAUGGGUCUCCCCGACCUUCCCUCUCAGCCCCCUCAAGAGUAUCACUGUCUGAAGUUACAAUGCUUUGAGCUCCAAUUUAGAGCCAGGAUCAAGUCUAAAAGAAGCCUCCUCUCUGAAGAGCCAGGGGCCUCUUUGCUGCACAUUUGUUUUUGGAUUGUUGCUGUGCCCGUGGGUCUGUGCUGCUGCUUCAAGCAGCUGGUUUUUACUGUCCACCUGCUCUGUCCUCUAAUGACUAGAUUGGAAAAGGAGUUUUCCUUUUUCUCUUUAGUCCUUACGAGUCGGGACUCCUGUGUCUUACUGUACCCCCCCCCCCCGGGUAACACAGAGUCCUGCAGCUUUCGCACAGCUGGUUUUGAUUUGACAGUAGUGAGAUGCCUUGUCUUGAUGAUCCUUACUGGGUUUCCCUGCAUCCCUGCAGAGGAAUCAUAAUUAAAAUAACUAAUAGAACUGUUGCUUGGAAGGGGGGGGUACGAUAAAAGAGGAGAGAAAAACCCAUAUCCAUUCUACAUUCUGACAUGCUAACAGUGGUUUCAGCUUCUGAAGUGUUGACCAGAUGCUGAGGGCAAGGUGGGGAGGAGAAAGCUCUUGUGUGUAUGGAUAUUUUAAACUCUGUUAGAGAGCAGCCUUUGGAAGAUCCCCUAUUUGAUCCCGUUUUCUGACCCCUCUCUGCCUUUUCAGGGUAAUCUUGUGGCACAAGUGAUAGCAUUUAAAAGCUUUCGGCUUUUAAUUCUCGCUCCUUCUUGCUGUGAGUCCUGCGCUGUCUUCUGUGCACUUCUGCCACGUCUACUGUUCGGUCUCUUUGUGUUCUUUGUUAAUUGGUGCAAUAGCAACUUCUCUGUGCAUUCCAUCUUUCCAGUUGUGUAAAGUGGAGGGGGGGGGGGAGUCAGCAUGAUUAUAUUUUAAUGUAGAAAAUGUGACAUCUGGAUAUAAAAUGAAAAUAAAUGUUAAAUUAAAUGGAAGUUACCUAAA